AUGCCUUCCCUUUUCAGAUUUGGAUCUUUCCAGAGCUCUGAACAUUUGAAACACCCACCAUGGAUAGACUUUGAACGCCGCAGAGAGCUCAGGAGCAAAAGCGUGAGGAAAUGCCGCCUGGAAGCAGAGAGGCUGUCCUACCAGAGAAAUGAUGAUGAUGAGGAAGAAGCUGCCAGAGAACGUCGCCGACGGGCUCGACAGGAGAGGCUUCGGCAAAAGGAAGAAGGAGAUCUAUCAGGAGAAGUAACAGAGAAAUCAGAAGUUAAUGCCCAAAACAGUGAGGAAACCAAGCGUACUACAACCACAAGGGGAGAAGAUGACGAGGCUGCGUUACUGGAGAGGCUGGCAAGACGGGAGGAGAGACGCCAAAAACGUCUACAAGAAGCCCUGGAACGUCAAAAGGAAUUUGACCCCACGAUCACAGAUGGGAGCUUGUCACUGCCCAGCAGGAGAGAAGUAAACAAUGUGGAAGAAAACGAGACCACUGGGAAAGAAGAAAAGGCUGAAACACGCCGAGGACGCUAUGAGAUUGAGGAAACGGAAACGGUUACCAAGUCCUACCAAAGGAACAACUGGAGGCAAGAUGGGGAAGAAGGGGAAAAAAAAGAAGAAAAAGACAAGGAGGACAAACCAAAGGAGGUCCCCGUAGAGGAAAAUCAGGUAGAUGUGAUAGUAGAGAAAUCCACAGAUAAAGAAGAGGUUGUAGAAACAAAAAAAUUAGCUAUAAAUGCAGAGGAACACAAAGCAGAGAAUGGCACAAAUGCUGAGCCAGAAGGGGAGCAGGGUAUAACUAAUGCUGUAGAUAAAGAGAAGUUUGGAGAUGAGGAAAAGGCUGAGGAAGAAAGGCAGAAAACAGAAGAAAGGGAGAAACUUGAGGCAGAAGAAAGGGAGAGGUUAAAAGCAGAGGCAGAAAAGAAGGCAGCUGAGGAAAAACAGAAAGCAGAGGAGGAAGAGAGGGCUAAAGCAGAAGAGGAAAAGAGGGCAGCUGAGGAAAGAGCAAAGGCUAAGGCAGAAGAGGAGAAGAGGGAAGCUGAGGAAAGAGAGAGGGCAAAGGCAGAAGAGGAGAAGAGGGAAGCUGAGGAAAGAGAGAGGGCAAAGGCAGAGGAGGAGAAGAGGGCAGCUGAAGAGAGAGCAAAGGCUAAGGCAGAAGAGGAGAAGAGGGCAGCUGAGGAAAGAGCAAAGGCUAGGGCAGAAGAGGAAAAGAGGGCAGCUGAAGAAAAGGCUAAGCUAGAAGCAGAGAAAUUAAAAGAAAAACAAAAGAUGGAAGAACAUAAAAUAGAAGAUAAACAGGUAAACCAGAAGAAAGUACAAGAGGAAAAACCUCAAGCAGCUUUCCUAAUAAGACAGGGGGAAGAAAUAGAGUUUAAAGUGGAACUUAAAAAAGAAAAGUUACCAGAUGAGAAGCUCAAGCCUACCUCCAAAAAAGAUCAGGUAAAAGAUGACAAGGACAAAGGAAAAGCACCCAAAGAUGAAGUGAAAAGUAUCUGGGAUCGUAAGAAGGGGGUUCCUGAACAAAAGGCACAGAAUGGAGAGCGUGAAUUCACUGCUCCAAAACUUAAAUCUACUGAGAAUACUUUUGGCCGCUCCAGCUUGAAAGGGACCGCACGGAAUGAGAGCGAGGAGCUUGAGAAGCUGAAGGAGAAGCAGCAGGAGGCAGCGGCAGAGCUGGAUGAACUGAAGAAAAGGCGGGAGGAGCGCCGGAAAAUCCUGGAGGAAGAGGAACAGAAGAAGAAACAGGAGGAGGCUGAGAGAAAAGCCAGAGAGGAAGAGGAAAAGAGGAGGAUGAAAGAAGAAAUUGAAAAGAGAAGGGCUGAAGCUGCUGAAAAACGUCAAAAAAUGCCAGAAGAUGGUGUAUCUGAAGAGAAGAAGCCAUUUAAAUGCUUCAGUCCUAAAGGUUCAUCUCUCAAGAUAGAGGAGCGAGCAGAAUUUUUGAACAAAUCCGCUCAGAAGAGUGGUAUGAAACCCACCCAUACGACAGCAGUUGUCUCAAAGAUUGACAGUCGACUUGAACAAUACACCAGUGCAAUUGAGGGCACAAAGGCUUCAAGACCAGCUAAGCCAGCACCCUCUGAUCUUCAUGUUCCAGCUGAGGGUGUCCGUAACAUCAAGAGUAUGUGGGAGAAAGGGAAUGUUUUUUCAUCACCCUCUGGGACAGGAACACCAAAUAAGGAAACUGCUGGACUGAAGGUCGGUGUCUCCAGUCGUAUCAAUGAGUGGUUAACCAAAACCCCAGAGAGCAACAGAUCACCUGCUCCAAAACCUUCUGAUUUAAGACCAGGAGAUGUAUCUGGCAAACGUAAUCUCUGGGAGAAGCAGUCACUUGAAAAGCCAUCUUCUUCUAAGGUAUCAGCUAUGGGGAAAAAAUCAGAGACUAAUGGUUUGAGACAACUUGAGAAAGAACCGUAGAAGGCCACAAAAAAUGCUGGACCAAUCAGUUGGGAAAAAAAAAAAAAAAAAAAAAAAAAGGAAAAAGUGCUAAACUGUUCUUUUUAUAUUUAUGUUUAUUUACCAAAAUGUCUUUUUUUGCAUUAUUCCAGUUAAAACCAUGUAUAUUAGCACUGUAUUUAAUAAUCAGUCUAGACAUUCAUCAUAAUAGUACUGCCUUUGCACAAGAGCCUUUAUUCCUAAAGAAACCCAUGCUGUGAAGUAUAUAGACUCUCCUACUGAUAUUCAUAACUAUGUAUCUGAACAGUGAUUUCAACUGGCAUAAGAGGUCCACCCAAAACUCAUGUAAAGUGAAGUUGCUUAAGAAAGGUAUGCAGUAAACUUUUAAAAACAGUGGUUACUUUUGUAAUACAGAAGACUUUCUUUCUGCACUUUAGAUUAAGGCAUGGAAGAAAUAUCUUUAGUUGACAAUGUAAUAUUUUCUGUAAGUCGCCCAUGUCAUGAGAAAUACUGCAUCAAUAACGUUUUAAAUUUCUUGUUUUAUACUUUUUUUAAGUAUCAAUUUUUCCACUCUAGUUUAAGUUAAUACCUAAAUUUGGAUGAUUAUGUUAGCUGACAGCGGUACUGAUAUUUCUUUUUGUUGUUAGUAACUAGUAAUUGAAUGCAAUUUAGAAUAUAUACACACAUAGCUUUUCAAAGGUUAGCCUAAAGGCACUACUAAUGGUAGAAUGCUUUAAUACAUGCUGGAGUAUUAUAUUUAGUAAUAAACAUACAUAAUUAGCCAGUAUCACAGCUUAAAAGAGUAAAGCCAAAAUCACACACUUCUCUAUAGUAAGAUUUCAUAAUUACCAUUAGAGGUAUGGUGAGAUAAGUAUUAAAAAUUUUUAAAUGUCAGUUGCCCAGUAAUGGGUAAUUAAAAAGAAAGUAUAGUUUUUAAAAGAGGAAAAGGUAAGGGUAUAGAGGGUCAAAAAUAGGUCACUUGUAUAAAACGUUGUAGUUUAAUUUAUAUAAAACUACCAUAAUUAAAAAGAAAAAAAAAUCAAACCUUAACACAGUUGUGUGAGCUUGUUUCAAAUGACUGUACACUAAAUCUUGCCAUCCAUCAGUGCUGUACACCAUGUUCACCUAAAACGAAGUAAAACUCUAUAGUGCUUCUUUUUAACUCUCUCUCCCAAAUAUCUUACUUACAGAUGUUUUCAUUUGUAUAUAGUAAACACAUGACUAUAAGAUGUCAGCUUGGUUUGCAUUUACAUGCCAUACGGUUUAGCAUUUACAUCCUACAGUGUAUGGGUGGCAUAAACUGAGAAACUGAAGCAGCCUCCUGAGCACAUUGUUAGCAGCUUUGUUGUGCAUCAGAACUACCAGGGACCUCCCUUUUCACCACUUCCAUCUCUUACAGCACCUGACUUCUUCCUAGAGAUGAAUGAUGUUAUAUUUCAACCCAAAGAUGAGCUCCCCUGCCUGGCUAAAACAUCUUGUUUACAUAUAAAGGUGCACAGAGUUUUCUGUAGGGGGUGAAGCUGUGUCUGGCAUUGUGAGUUGUCAUGGUUUUUUUUUUGUUCGGGGGUUUUGUAAACACUCCGUUGAGUCUUUCAAACACAUCCAAUAGCUGCAAUAAAAAUUAUUUGUUUGAACAAUGUAUUCUGAAACUGCAUCCAUAAAUAAAUGGAGUAUUUCCA
Calypte anna (Anna's hummingbird) is the source of this 4064-nucleotide messenger RNA. RefSeq names its product caldesmon 1 (gene CALD1). Gene Ontology annotation, molecular function: calmodulin binding; myosin binding; actin binding. The transcript is spliced from 14 exons. Bases 1 to 2406 code for a protein of 801 amino acids. Gene Ontology annotation, biological process: muscle contraction; angiogenesis; actin filament bundle assembly. Gene Ontology annotation, cellular component: actin cytoskeleton. Lineage: Eukaryota; Metazoa; Chordata; Aves; Apodiformes; Trochilidae. The record is from RefSeq and is a predicted model, not a curated record.